This is a messenger RNA of Camellia sinensis, 548 nucleotides long. The record is from RefSeq and is a predicted model, not a curated record. NCBI's taxonomy places the organism in Eukaryota, Viridiplantae, Streptophyta, Magnoliopsida, Ericales, Theaceae.
ACAAGGAGGACCAACUUUCUUGUUCAGUAGUUAUGAAGACUUCAGCUGGACUAGUAUAUCUUCUUGCAUGUCUGUUAGAACCUUUUAUGCCAUCCUUUUCCAUUGAGGUAUUUAAGCAGCUCAAUUUGCCUCCUGAAAUGCAAGUUUUGCUUUCUGAUGAAAAUGGAGAUAUUGAAAGGGCAAAGAGACCCUGGGAGUUUCUACCUGCUGGUCACAAAAUUGGAAUACCAGAGCCAUUGUUUAAGGAACUGAAAGAUGAAGAAGUGGAGUUCUUUAGGCAGAAGUUUCUAACCAUUUUCUAUGUUUCCCUAGCAACUAACAUGGAAGUAUUUAAGCAGCUCAAUUUGCCUCCUGAAAUACAAGUUCUGGUUCUGAUGAAAAUGGAGAUAUUGAAAGGGCAAAGAGACGCUGCGGGUUUCUACCUGCUGAAAGAUGAAGAAGUGGAGUUCUUUAGGCAGAAGUUUCUAACCUUUUUCUAUGUUUCCCUAGCAACUAACAUGGAAGUGUACAAAUUGUGGUGGACAUAUGGUCCCCCACCUGCUUCUUGA